Messenger RNA from Trichoderma asperellum CBS 433.97, 1438 nucleotides. RefSeq lists its product as uncharacterized. Gene Ontology annotation, biological process: maturation of SSU-rRNA from tricistronic rRNA transcript (SSU-rRNA, 5.8S rRNA, LSU-rRNA). Gene Ontology annotation, cellular component: nucleolus; small-subunit processome. Lineage: Eukaryota; Fungi; Ascomycota; Sordariomycetes; Hypocreales; Hypocreaceae. The record is from RefSeq and is a predicted model, not a curated record.
CUAAAUUUUACCACCAGCCCAAACGUCGCUUUUGCUCUGCUUCAGCAUCAGUUACCACCACAUCAUGGCUGCCCCAGCAACAUUACCCGCCUUGUUGGCGUCAUUAACGCAGUCGCUGUCCCUGGCGCAAGAAGGAACCUCAAAAAUAGCGACAAUCGAGCACCCCAAAGAUGGAAUCUCGCUCCUCGACGUCAAGAACGAGCUGCUGCUCUCAUAUCUCCAGAACCUGGUCUUCCUGAUCCUUGUCAAGUUACGAAAUGCCAAGUCUGAUGGAAAGGACGAAUCAAAAGAAAAGGGCGAAGAUUUGGACGAAGUUGUGCGAUCGAAACUGGUCGAACUGCGCCUGUACCUUGAGAAGGGAGCCCGACCGCUGGAAGAGAAGCUGCGGUUCUCCAUCGACCGAUUCCUACGGACGGCAGAAGAUGCGCAGAGACGAGAGAAGAUGAAGGAGAUUAAGGAUAGUGCCAAGACUGGCUCCAGCACAGAUGAAUCUGGCUCAGAUUCUGAAGAAGACGACGAGGAUGAAGAAGACGAUUCCGAAGCCGAAGAGACCGGCUUCUCUAAGCCACAGACCAAGAAAGGAACUCUCUCUGCCGCUCCCAACAUGGGCUCUCUCAUUGACAACGUCGCCCUUCGUCCUGCCAAGCGCGGCGAAGAUGAUGGCGCACCUGCAGGUGUAUACCGCCCGCCUCGUCGCGAGCGUCAAGUCAUGGAGACGACAGAAACCCGCGAGAAGGCCGCUCGUCGCCCCAUGCGCUCACACACCAUGGAGGAAUUCGUCGCUUCAGAACUUUCAUCCGCACCCAUUGCCGAGCCUAGCAUCGGCACAACCAUCGUCCAAGGCGGUCGCAGAAUGAAGACAACUCAAGAACGCAGAGACGAGGCCGAGCGAACCGAGUACGAAGAAGCAAACUUCACUCGUCUCCCCCAGGAGAGCAAGAAGGAGCGCGCCAAGAAGGCUAAGCAGGCUGGCCGAAGCGGCCGGAUGCAGUUUGGUGGCGAGGAGUGGCAUAACCUCGGCGAGGGCAUUGAUCGUAUCGAUCGCCUGACGAAGCGAAAGGAGGGCGGUGCUGGUUCUGGCGUGAGAGCCAUGUUGGAGAAGAGCCGGAAACGUGGAGCCGAGACGGAGGACGGACCGAGGGGGAGUGGACACCAGAUGGGUGACAGAUUCCACAAGAAGGCGAGGCUGUUGGAGAUUGGACGAGGAAGCAGAGGAAAGGGCAGGAAAUAGAUUUGAGAUAUCACUUUGUAAUGGCGCAGUACUUCAAUAUCUGUGUGCGCAGUCAUGUAUGGCGUUCUUUUUUUUCCUGGUUUAUACAAGAAUUGUAUAGAGGAAUAUGUCAAGGUUGGUAUGAUGAUUGCAUUAUAUGCCUGCCUAGUAAUGUUGUCCCCAAGUAUUAUACAAUGAAUGUCUUAAAAAUACAGAUGUUGUCAUGUC